Molecule: messenger RNA, 730 nt
Organism: Sphaeroforma arctica JP610
Lineage: Eukaryota; Ichthyosporea; Ichthyophonida
Exons: 3
Source: RefSeq, a predicted model, not a curated record
CUUGGCUCAGUGAUUUCUGGACCCAUCUCGCGCCAUACACUCAACAAGUCACUCAAGCCAUUGAGAUCCUGAAGCGGCAGACAGCCACCGCCAUAUCAGCCCUCCAGGAUAGGGCAGGGGUCCAGGCGAUACAAUUCAAUACCAUCUCCUCCGCUAAUAGCGACGAUAGUGAUUGGGAACAUGUGGAACACCCAGAUGCCGUAGACACAUCAGAAGAAACAGGUGCAAACGAGCCUGAAAUCAUACAAAUUGAGGUCGAUGGCAGCACGCGUACCGUGACUGAAGCGCCCAGAGAGAGCAAGGUAAAUUCUUCCAAUAAUGAUGAUAGGGCAACUGCAAGUGUACUGACUCCACGAACACAGUCGCGCCAACAGCUAGCAUCACAGCAGUUGCCAAGUGCGCAGGAGGAGGCGGAGGAGGCACUCAAACAGUUUUACUUCACCGAUCUGAAGCCGUCCGCUCGAUACACCUCAUCACGGUCACCGUCAGGCCACACACUCAAGCCACGCAAGGGACAGGUGGCACCCAUCUCUCUGCCAGAGUCUAUAGAGGGGCCAUCCGACCCGAAUAAAAGAAGUACACAAGGUCGCCACAUCUAUCUCCCGGACGUCCCCAACAAGAUUGCGGGUCGAUCCUCGGCGGCUGGCGCUAUACAAUUGCCAGAGGUGCCCGACAGUAUAACUAGCAGAAGAAGGUGACACUCUACUUCCAGACUGAAGGACAAAUAGCU